AUGAAAGCAUUCCACACACCUGUUCUCCAACUGGCUCAUGCAGGUGCCCAACCCUCACAUCCUGAUUUCCUCCCGUUGUGGCUGUCUGCUCCAGUUGAUGACCUCACCAAGCGACUUGAGAGGCUUUCUCAGCCUGAUAUCUACCCAUAUAUUUGUCAAUUGCCUCACCACCACCACUUUAUGUACAACUCAUGCUCCCAUCAAAAGUCAUGCAAUGCUCUGGAAAACUGCUUGUGUCUCCGUGGAAUCUUCCUCAAUGAUUCCACAGGGACAGUGUUGUGCGACAUUUAUCUGUGUUAUUGUCCCUUCCCACUGUCUUCUUCUGCUGCAUGGGAUGAGGUUUUAAAUGCCAUACUGCAGGAAGAAUUUGGCACUCUGGUCAUUCAAUGCAUUUCACAACACAUCCCAUCACCCUCUGCUUGGCGUAAAGAGGCAUGUGCGGAUGUGAAACACUCUGUCAUAGCUGAUGCCCACGGCCAACAAGCUUCCAGAGAGGAACAAUGGUCUGUUCCUGUUCCUCGAGAUGUUAUCUUCCAGUGCUUGAAAGACUAUGUCCGAGGUUCAGCAUGGAAAACACCACCUGUUUGUGCUGUGUGCUCACAAUAUGACAUGGACGCUGUUGAGAUUUCAGUAUUUGGUGACUUGUCAUCUCUCCAUCUUGACUUGUUAUGA
Messenger RNA from Suillus paluster, 672 nucleotides. RefSeq lists its product as uncharacterized. NCBI's taxonomy places the organism in Eukaryota, Fungi, Basidiomycota, Agaricomycetes, Boletales, Suillaceae. The transcript has a single exon. The coding region runs from base 1 to 672 and encodes 223 amino acids. The record is from RefSeq and is a predicted model, not a curated record.